Mesorhabditis belari is the source of this 1026-nucleotide messenger RNA. NCBI's taxonomy places the organism in Eukaryota, Metazoa, Nematoda, Chromadorea, Rhabditida, Rhabditidae. The record is from the annotation of a GenBank genome assembly.
AUGAGUUCAGCUUUUUAUCGAUGGAAAACGAUGACCACAAAUUGUUUGCAAGCUCUAACAUCAAAAGUCACAAAGAAGGCCUCAUUGUCUUCAGCCAAUCAAGAGUUAGCUAACGAGCACAAAGCAACUCGAGUUCUUGCAGUUGUCUUUGUCUGUUUCUUCAUUUGCUGGACUCCAUUUUUUAUCGCAAAUUUUACUUAUGGGUUUUGUGGUGAGGCAUGCGAACUGCCUCCUUGGAUGGGUUCAGUUUUUUUGUGGUUGGGUUAUAUCUCAAGCACAAUAAACCCUCUCAUCUAUACAAUCUUCAACAAACGUUUUCGUCAAGCUUUUGUUCGAAUUCUUCGUUGUCAAUGUUUCCAUUCAUUGAGGGAUCCUUAUAGUUUUUAUUCGCGUCACACAACCAUUCUUCCUGACACUUAUUACACUUGUUUAUUGCCGUUGGCAUACCAUGUAAGCUCAAAUGCCGAACGGGCAACGUCGAGAGAAGAAAAUGGAGUUGGAGAUGGAAUGACAACGAGAAAAGAAGCUGCAGAGUUUUUGAUGAGAAGCAUUCGGCAAAAAUACCCCGGAAGCAAAAUCGAUCAAUGGAUAUCAGAGGGCCCUUCGUCUCCCGAUCAAAAUGGUGGAAAAAUUGAAAUAGGGAGUCGAAGAGGCACAAGGGCGAUAACACUCGACGGACCACUUCCACCACCACUUCCUAGACCGGUGACAAUGGUGCGGCGUUCGAUGACAUCAAUUGGUACUUCGAUGAUUACUUCAAACCAUUCUAUGUUUCAUUCGGCUAGCUCUGAUUGGGUGACAGCUUCAAUGGAGAAUAGCACAAAUAACAAAGAGAAAACAGAUGACUCCAUAAAUGAGUGGAUAGACUCAUCAAAUGAAUGUCCCUGUCCAGUUUUAUCAACAGCAAGAGCUUCUUUAAUGGAAACUUCAGCUACAACAACCACUUCAUGUAGUACAUCGGGUGGUUCUCCUUCUAUGAUUCUCUUCAAUACGGUAUUCUCUCGUCCUGUCCGGGAGACUUUUCUU